Molecule: messenger RNA, 239 nt
Organism: Amoebophrya sp. A120
Lineage: Eukaryota; Dinophyceae; Syndiniales; Amoebophryaceae
Source: the annotation of a GenBank genome assembly
AAUUACUCGAGGCGUUCUUCGUGUCGGGUUCGCCGGUACCCAUGCGCAAUCUCUUGGCCCCUGACGUGUCGGCUUUCACCCGAUUUAUCAGAGGAGUCCAGGGGUGCCGCGGUAAACUGUCGCGGUACAGCUACGAGCGCUCCAACGCUCUGUCUCCGCACCUGCGUACGAAAAAGCCUUGAGGGCGAGCCGCGGCCGGCGCAACCUCGCUCCUGCGCUGACGCAGCUGAAGAAGGGCG